Messenger RNA from Sphaerodactylus townsendi, 5528 nucleotides. RefSeq names its product SMG6 nonsense mediated mRNA decay factor (gene SMG6). The coding region runs from base 48 to 4223 and encodes 1391 amino acids. The record is from RefSeq and is a predicted model, not a curated record. NCBI's taxonomy places the organism in Eukaryota, Metazoa, Chordata, Lepidosauria, Squamata, Sphaerodactylidae. Gene Ontology annotation, cellular component: telomerase holoenzyme complex. Gene Ontology annotation, molecular function: telomerase RNA binding; telomeric repeat DNA binding; protein binding. Gene Ontology annotation, biological process: nuclear-transcribed mRNA catabolic process, nonsense-mediated decay. The transcript is spliced from 19 exons.
UUGGCCUUUCUCGGCCGCCAUCUGUUUCCCUGGCGCCGGGAAGUAAAAUGGCGGCGGCGGAGCUGGAGAGGGUUCGUGUCUCGGCGGCGGAGUUGAGGAGGGGGAUUCUGGCGGCGGAGGCGGCGCUGGGGAGGGGCGGCCCAGACACCAUGAAGGAACCACGACAUCGCAAAGACAAUAGGCGCCCAGACCUCGAAAUCUACAAACCUGGCCUUUCCAGGCUGCGUAACAAGCACACCCUGGAAAAGCAGGAGCCUUCUGGGCCUGAAGAAGCCAAGGACAGAGUGGCUGAAGACACCAGCGCUUCUGCUGCUCCCAUCAAAGGGGAAUCUCACGUCUCUCACGACCCACAAGGGAGAAGCAAGCAGGAUUCAAAUAUCCCCUCUGAACAGGGUGUUGGGACAGGACCCCCUGCAGACCAGGUGAAUGUCCCUGAGACCUGGUGCCCAAAGAUUAUCAGGCGAGUCAAGAAACCAGAUCAGCAGAUCUACCAGCCUGGGAAACGGCUGCAAAGCUUGUCCAAGGAGGCCAUCAGCCAGUCUGCUACUAAGGAAUCUUCCGCUAAGGGAGAGGAGGAGGAUGACCCUGAAAGGGAUACUGGGAAAAGUAAUAACGGCUGCAGAAAGCAGGCAACCCAAGAGGCCAGGGAAGGGAACCGAAGCAAAGAAGGAACCAAACCUGCCCAUGGGGAGAAAGGCAGGCGAGCUGAGCCAGCGGACAGAGCCAAGAAGGGCAGCGCUGAUGUGGCCCACGGCAAACUGAGCACUCCCAAGCGUUAUUCUCGAUCUGACAAGCGCCGGAACCGAUACCGCACCUGCAGUACCAGUUCAGCUGGGAGCAACAACAGCACGGACGGAGUCCGGGGAGAGGCAGAGGCAGAGAAGAGGCGACAAGAGUUGGCCAAGGAAAAGCCUCGUCCCCGGAAGCAGCUCUCUACAUCGUCCACAGACUCCCUCGAUGAUGACAGGACCGUGGAGGCAGACACGCGUGGCCCCAGAAGGGACCCAGAGACCAAACGGGGCUUGAACCACAGGACCACUGAUGGGAAGGAGGCCAGAGGAGCCCAGCACGGUGGCAGGACUGCAAACAGGGAGUUCUUCUGUAUGACAGAUGGGGACCAGCAGAAGCGCAAGCUAUCUGGUGCCAGUUUAAGUGACUCUACAGAGACCGGAGGGGGGAAGGGCUUGAGGAGGGAGCCCCCCGGGAGGGGCCGGGGCAUCCUGGUCCUCCCAGCUAACAUGGACCUUACCACUAGUGGCACUGGCUCUCCCGAGGCUCCUCACUCUGGAUCCAGGCUGCUCUUUGGAGGUGGCAGCAAAGGGACCCGGGGCAGGGGCCGGGGGGGCACUGCCCGCCGCCUCUGGGACCCCAAUAAUCCAGACCAAAAGCCAGCACUGAAAAGUCAGACCACCCAGUUGCACUUCCUAGACACGGAUGACGAGGUGGCUCCUGUGCCUCGGGGUGACACUCGCCAGGCCCCCUUCUACAGGUUCCAGAACUCGGAUAACCCCUACUACUAUGGGCGUCCCGUGGGCCAAACCUCCUCGUACCCGUACCCAGGAUAUUCACUGCAGUAUCCGGUGGCCCCCAGCAACGGGGUUUUCCCUGGUGCCUAUUACCCUGCUGGCUACCCCAGCCAGGUGGAGCCUUAUCUCUGUAUCCCCGUCCUGGCCAGUCCUCGGAACCUCGAGAUGGAGCAGCAGAUGCGUGGCCUACACCAGCAGGAAAUCUCUACGCUCCUUCGUGAAGCCAGCAACCUGGAGCAGCAGCUGAGCAAUCUCCUUUCCAGGGACCGGCUCAGUCUUGAGGGCCUGGAGAAGAUGGGGCAACUCAGGGCUGAGAUGCUGCAGCUUUACGAACGCUGCCUCCUGAUCGACAUUGAGUUUGCUGACACCCAGAACGUGGACCAACUUCUGUGGAAGAACGCCUUCUAUCAGGUGAUCGAAAAGUUCCGGCAGCUGCUCAAGGACCCCCUUGCCGAGAACAGCCAGGAGCUCCGCAGCAAACUGCUCCAGAUCCUGGACGAGGGCACACUUUUCUUUGAUGGCUUGCUGCAGAAGCUGCAAGUAUCUUACAAGUUCAAGCUGGCGGAUUACAUGGAUGGCAUGGCUGUUCGCAGCAAGCCCCUGCAGAAGAUGGUGAAAUACGCUCUCAUCAGUGCCCAGAGGAGCCUGAUCUGCCAAGGGGACAUCUGCAGGUACAUGGAGCAAGGCAGCGACACACCAAACUACGGGAGAGCGCGAAGCUGGUACAUGAAGGCACAGCACGUCGCCCCCAAGAACGGACGUCCAUAUAAUCAGUUGGCUCUCCUCGCUGUCUACACGAGGAGGAAGUUGGAUGCCGUGUUCUACUAUAUGCGCAGCUUGGCCGCCAGCAACCCCAUCCUGACUGCCAAGGAAAGCCUCAUGAGCCUCUUUGAGGAGAUCAAGCGGAAGGUUGAGCAGGUGGAACAGAAGCAGAGUCCCAGCCGGAGGGGGAAGGGGAAGAAUGCGGCGUUCCGGCCCGUCGGCGACGAUGCCACCCGCCUGGAGUUGUGGAUCCAUCCUUCUCACCCUCGCUCCUCCCAGAGCCACGAGUCCGGCCGAGACUCAGAGCAAGACAACGGGCUCGGGAGCCUCAGCCCCACUGAUCUGAGCAAAAGGCUUGUCCUGAGUUUUCUCCAUGCCCAUGGGAAGCUGUUUACCAGGAUUGGAAUGGAGACAUUCCCCGCGAUGGCUGCGGAGGUUCUAAGUGAGUUCCAGGCGCUGCUGGAGUACAGCCCCCCGCCCAUCGGAAGCACCAACAUGUUGCAGCUCAUGGCGAUCAACAUGUUUGCUGUGUACAACGCUCAGCCCAAAGAGUGCCUCGCUGAAGACUGCCGCUCCGUGAUCCAGGAGCAAGCCACCACUUUUGGACUCUCCAUGUUUGCUAUGCUAGUCAACCGCUGCACGGUCUUGCUACAAGAAGUCUCCCUCGCAGGGCACCAGGACAACUCCACCGAGGCGGACAUCAAGGUCUCCUCCUUGCCGCCGGACGUCAAGGAACUUCUUCCCAGCAUCAAGAUCUGGUCGGAUUGGAUGCUCGGCCACUCAGACACCUGGAAUCCCCCGCCCAGCGCUCUGGAGCUGCCCAGACACGUCACGGUGGACGUGUGGGCAACGCUGGCGGGCUUCUGCAACAUCCUGACGACCGUGAACCAGUCGGAAGUGCCCCUCUACAAGGACCCGGAUGAGGACCUGGCUCUGCUCAGCCUGGAGGAGGAUCAGCUGCUCUCGGGUUUCGUCCCGCUGCUGGUUGCCCCUCAAGAUCCCUGCUACGUGGAGAAAUCCUCGAAAAAGACUAUUGCGGCCGACUGCAAGAGGGUCACAGUGUUGAAGUAUUUCCUGGAAGCCCUUUGUGGCCAAGAAGAGCCAUUGCUGGCAUUCAAGGGUGGAAAGUAUGUGUCAGUGGCCCCCGUCCCAGACGCCAUGGGAAAGGAAAUGGCCAGCCAAGAGGGAAAACAACUGCAAGAUCAGAAGGAAGAGGAUGUGCGGAUCGAGGCCUUUGAAGACGACUCGGAGGGCGAAGGCAGUGGUGGGGAGCUGGACAUCAGGGAGCUCCGGGCAAGGAAGCAAGCGUUGUCCAGGAAGGUGGCCGAGCAGCAACGUCGGCAAGACAAAAUCCAGGCUGUGCUGAAGGACCAAGCGCAGGUGCGGCAGAUGGAACUGGAGAUCCGCCCCGUCUUUCUGGUGCCGGACACCAACGGCUUCAUCGACCACCUGGACAGCCUCACCAAGCUUUUGGACUGCCGGCAAUUCAUCAUAGUGGUGCCCCUGAUUGUGAUAAAUGAAUUGGAUGGGCUGGCCAAGGGCCCCGAGUCGGAGAACCGGACUGGGGGCUACGCCCGUCUGCUGCAGGAACGGGCCCGCAAGGCUGUCGAGUUCCUGGAGGCGCGCUUUGAGCAACGAGACACCUACAUGCGAGCCCUCACCAGCCGGGGCAACGAGCUGGAAUCGAUCUCCUUCCGCAGCGAGGACAUUUCGAGGCAGCAGGGCAACAACGAUGACUUGAUUCUUUCCUGUUGCCUCCACUACUGCAACGAUAAAGCCAAGGACUUCAUGCCAGCAAGCAAAGAUGACCCAAUCCGGCUGCUUCGGGAGGUGGUGCUGCUGACAGAUGACCGGAACCUGCGUGUGAAGGCGUUGACCCGCAACGUGCCUGUGAGAGACAUUCCCACGUUCCUGAGGUGGGCGCAAGAGGGCUGAGCAGGCCGAGGCCAAUCCCGGAAGCCACACAACUCUUUGCCUCCAGGAAGGGCGGCCUUUAGGCGGGUGGCGUUGAGCCGAACCGCCGCUACAGCAGCAGCCGUACCAGAACAAUAAAUGCAGCCUCUCCAAUCCCACCGGAAUGGCAGUGCUGUGGGUGCAGGAGGAGGAGGAGGAGGAGGAGGAGGAGGAGGAGGAGAGAGAGAGAGAGAUAAGCAUGCUGGGAAGGUUGGGGGCUAGAACACUUAGCAUUGCUGGGCUUUUGGGUGGGGAGGAAAGUGCCCCCAGAGAAGCCGGGGUCAGGGGAGAUACCCUCAGCUCCUCCGUAUGGAAGGCCAAAGUGAGGCCACAGAGCGUGGAAGUUGUGAACUGUUUCUGCGGGGCCCGAUCCCCCUUCCCUCCUAAGAGCUGCGCCUGGACGCCACGUCAGCGCCAGCCCGCUUUUCGACACCUUCGGGGUUAUCUGUGCCAAGCUUGCUGGGCCCAGCCUGGCCCCUCAGCCCCCCCACCCCCCCGUUCCCCAGCCCACUACAUCUGUUGUUCAGUUGCCUCAGGGUUUCUGAGACCCGCUCCCUCCUGCAGCUCCCCUAGAGGGGUCCUUUAGGGCUGUCAUCCCCCACCCCAUCCCGUGUAACCUAAUCCCCCUCACUGGUGUGGUUUUGGGGAGAACUAAAGGUUUGAAGCAGGCAGGUAGCGUGGGAGUCCUUUUGUGAAGAAGGUUAUCAUGCCACAAGGGGGAACUUUUGACUUCUCGUAGACACCCCUCUAAAGCCUCCUUGGAGAACUGCAGUGGGGGGGUGCUCUGCCGGGGGGGGGGAGGGGGGGCUUUGUCGUGAUGGGAAACAUUAAGGCCAGUUAUGCCCCCAGCGGGGAGGAGUCCCAUCUGCCAGGAAGUGUCCAGACAAGGGGUCAAGACAGCCAUGUCGUUGCCCUGCCCCACAGCCCUGGCAGCUCUGAAUCAGGGAGCAGAAACCAGGCAUGGAGACUUGGUGUGUUUUGGGAAACGCCUUGGACACAGUCGCUUUGCUUCUGAUGGGAGUUUGGUGGAGAGGUGCCCCUUAGCUUGUUCCCAGAUGGUCCAGAGAGGGAACAGUCUCUUCUGCAAGGGAAGGGGGGGGGGGGCGCUGCGCUCAGCAUCGUUGACAAAGGAGAGGAUCCAUCCAAGUGGAGGAAGAAGGGCUGAACGUAGCAGUUUCUCGCAAGGAAGCUCCCUCUAGUUUUGCUGUUGUCUGCCUGGGUUUGAUGGAGGGCUUUAACUGAUUUGUGUUACGUUGUUUUUUCAUAAUAAAUUUUUAGUAGGGAAUA